AUGGCUCCAUAUGAAGCGCUUUAUGGCCGGAAGUGUAGAUCUCCAAUUUGUUGGGAUGAAGUAUGUGAACAAAAGAUUUUAGACCCCACUGCAGUGCCUUGGAUUGAGGAGGGACAAGAAAAAGUGAAGUUGAUUCGUCAGAGGAUCCAAACCGCACAGAGUCGUCAGAAGAGCUAUAAAGACAAUCGAAGGAAGGAUUUAGAAUUUGCGGUUGGAGACCAAGUUUUUCUUAAGAUUACUCCUCUGAAAGCGAGUUUAAUUACAGGUAAAGGAAAGAAGUUGCAACCUAAAUUUGUAGGGCCAUAUAAGAUUCUUCAACGUGUAGGAAAUGUGGCCUAUAGGUUGGAAUUGCCACCAAGUUUAUCUCGGAUUCACAAUAUUUUUCAUGUAUUGAUGCUCAAGAAAUAUCAUCCAGAUCCGUCUCAUGUUCUACAACCGGAGAAUAUUGGGAUUGACGAAGCACUGACCUAUGAGGAGAAAUCGAUAAAGCUUCUAGAUCAUAAGAUGAAAGGACUGAGGAAUAAGCGAAUCCCGUUGGUGAAAAUUCUUUGGAGAAACCAUGGAUUAGAGGAAGCAACUUGGGAAGUAGAAGAAGAAAUUCGAGAAAAAUAUCCAGAUCUAUUUCCAAAUUAA
Coffea eugenioides is the source of this 633-nucleotide messenger RNA. RefSeq lists its product as uncharacterized. The record is from RefSeq and is a predicted model, not a curated record. Bases 1 to 633 code for a protein of 210 amino acids. Lineage: Eukaryota; Viridiplantae; Streptophyta; Magnoliopsida; Gentianales; Rubiaceae. The transcript has a single exon.